AUGUUCAAUCGUGAUCAUCGCAGCAACGCGACCGGUCACACUGGCGGCGUUAUCAAUGCCCGCAACCAUGGGAAUACGCACUCGCUUUACUCGAGGCCGACGUUUGGACAGUGGUUCAAACUUACUUGGGCAGAUAUCUUGACUAUGGUCAUAAUGGGUGUGAUUGGUCUUGGUGUUUACGAAGCUCCACCAGCACCCUCCCGCUCGUUCCCUAUCUACUUCGCUGAUGGUGAGAUUGUGUACCCUCAGUUCGCGUACCCACUUCGCAACGAGAUCAUCCCCAUCUGGGCCGCUGCACUACUCGCUGCGUUGGUACCGAUUUCUGUGUUCUUGAUCGCGCAGAUCCGUGUCAGGAGUUUCUGGGAUGUGAACAAUGCUACUCUUGGUCUCUUAUACUCACUUAUCACUGCUGCCGUCUUCCAGGUGUUUCUGAAGUGCCUCAUCGGUGGUCUGAGACCGCACUUCCUGGCUGUCUGCAAGCCCAAUAUCACCCCUGCAAUGAUCGCCAUAGCGACCGAUCCAAACGCCGACCCGAGUGGCUCACCCUUGACCGGCAAUGGACUUGGUGGUAUCAUGUUCGAUAGAUCUAUCUGUACAGGAGACAACGACCAAAUCGAUGAUGCCCUCGAAUCCUUUCCCUCGGGCCACACCACAGCCGCCUUCGCUGGCUUCGUCUUCCUCUCCCUCUACCUUAAUGCUAAGCUCAAGCUCUUCAGCAACCACCAUACGCCAAUGUGGGCACUGAUUCUCGUCUUUGCACCCAUCCUCGGAGCAGUCCUCAUCGGCGGUGCCCUCACCAUUGAUGAGUACCACAAUUGGUAUGACGUAGUUGCUGGUGCUAUCAUUGGAACCAUGUUCGCAUUCGCAGCAUAUAGGAUGGUCUAUGCUGCGGUGUGGGACUUCCGUUUCAACCACGUCCCGCUUAUUCGUGGAACACCGUUUGCAUAUGAUCGGGCUGCGAGCGCGCUGGAAGGCUUUGGGACUGGUGUCUUUACGCGCAAGGCAGGUUGGGGCAAGGGAUCGAAUGUGAAUGCUGGACGCAGCCACCAUAAUGGAGUUGUUGAUAAUGGACAUCAGAAUGGGCUCGUUGACAAUGGAGAUCACAGCGGCGUUGGCCAUGGCGUUGCGAAUGACACGGUCAACUCUACUGGCCACCGUCGUAAUUCAGGUAUUGAACGUCGACCUGUUGGUGGCGGAUAUGCACGAGGCGAACAGAUGGUAUGA
Pseudovirgaria hyperparasitica is the source of this 1224-nucleotide messenger RNA. RefSeq names its product putative lipid phosphate phosphatase 1. Gene Ontology annotation, biological process: phospholipid metabolic process. The transcript is spliced from 4 exons. Lineage: Eukaryota; Fungi; Ascomycota; Dothideomycetes; Acrospermales; Acrospermaceae. Gene Ontology annotation, molecular function: phosphatidate phosphatase activity. The record is from RefSeq and is a predicted model, not a curated record. Bases 1 to 1224 code for a protein of 407 amino acids.